Messenger RNA from Penicilliopsis zonata CBS 506.65, 1375 nucleotides. RefSeq lists its product as hypothetical. Gene Ontology annotation, cellular component: histone acetyltransferase complex. The transcript has 5 exons. Bases 29 to 1264 code for a protein of 411 amino acids. Gene Ontology annotation, biological process: positive regulation of transcription by RNA polymerase II; chromatin remodeling. NCBI's taxonomy places the organism in Eukaryota, Fungi, Ascomycota, Eurotiomycetes, Eurotiales, Aspergillaceae. Gene Ontology annotation, molecular function: histone H3 acetyltransferase activity; protein binding. The record is from RefSeq and is a predicted model, not a curated record.
UGAGUUUUAACUGACUUCAAAACCAGGUAUGAAGCGGAAAGCUUCCGAAGAAGUAGCCUCCCCCGACUCGCAGCAACAAAGCAAGAAGGCCCGCACAGACUCUCCAGAGAGAGGGCCGAAGGAAGAAGAUGAAGACAACGAUAAGAAUGCCCUCCGAAUCGUUCCUUUCCCCGAAAAGCCGGCGGUACUAGAAGAACGCCACGGAGAUAUCGAGUUUCGAGUCGUCAACAAUGAUGGAUCGCAUGAUAGUUUUGUUGUGCUCACCGGACUCAAGUGCAUCUUCCAGAAGCAACUACCGAAGAUGCCCAAAGACUACAUCGCGCGCCUGGUAUAUGACCGAUCGCACCUUUCCAUGGCGAUUGUCAAGCAUCCGCUGGAGGUAGUGGGCGGGAUCACUUAUCGGCCAUUCAACGGUCGCCGAUUCGCGGAGAUCGUCUUCUGCGCCAUCUCUUCAGACCAGCAGGUCAAAGGAUAUGGAGCACAUCUCAUGUCCCAUCUGAAGGACUACGUGAAAGCAACGUCGCCCAUCAUGCAUUUCUUGACCUACGCCGAUAACUACGCCAUUGGAUAUUUCAAGAAACAAGGGUUCACCAAAGAAAUCACUCUGGACAAGUCUAUCUGGAUGGGUUACAUCAAGGACUACGAGGGAGGUACAAUCAUGCAGUGUACGAUGCUUCCCAAGAUUCGGUACCUCGAAGCUGGCCGCAUGCUUCUCAAGCAAAAGGAGGCUGUCCACGCCAAGAUUCGCGCGUUCAGUAGAUCACAUAUCAUCCAUCCACCUCUCAAGGAGUGGAAGAAUGGCCCUUGUAAGGUCGAUCCGCUAACCAUUCCGGCGAUCAAAGAAUCUGGGUGGUCUCCCGACAUGGAUGAGCUAGCUCGGCAGCCACGCCACGGGCCGAAUUACAACCAACUCCUACAUCUCCUGAAUGAUAUGCAGAAUCACAGCGCUGCCUGGCCGUUUACUCAGCCCGUGAAUCGUGACGAGGUCCCUGACUACUAUGAAGUCAUCCUGGAGCCGAUGGAUCUGUCGACCAUGGAGGAGAAGCACGAGAAAGACAUGUACCCGACGCCGCAGGAGUUCAUCAAGGACGCCAUGCUUAUCUUCGACAACUGCCGGCGAUACAACAACGAAAGCACACCUUAUGCCAAGAGCGCCAACAAGCUCGAAAAAUUCAUGUGGCAGCAGAUCAGAAAUAUCCCCGAGUGGUCGGUAUGUAGCUUCGUCCGAUUUCCUUGUCGCUGCGCUCUUCAUGACCCUGGCUGACUGUCAAACAGCAUCUCGCCGAAGGACACUGAUCCCUUUUCGACCCAGCAUUUUGGAUAGAGGAGUUCCGGCUCGGUGGCGUUUUUGCUGUCUUAUUGCUUGUUGUGUUUU